ACGGAAUCUUUCCUCUUCGCUCUACGAUCUAAACAACGUGACCGUGGAAGGAGGCGUUGACAACAUCUUCUGGCGACUCCGUCCAUCCAUCGCUUCGCCGCCGACGCUCUGGCAGGAUUACGUCUAUGAUAUGAGCUCGGUUAUGUUCUCCCCCAAUAUGCUGGUCAACAAUGAUGCUGUACACGCAGGCACGGAGCACGAGAUGGUUGUCGGAAAGUUGGCUAAGGUAAGCGAUAAUGUUCACCAUUACUACCUCCGUCAAGUGUUGCAGAGCUGGUUAAUAGGUCAAUGGCAGUGGAACUUCAUGUUCUACGGCAUGGCCCCAAUGACUCUUCUCAUAGACGAGAAUGGCGUGUCCGUCGCUACGACUCUUGGACCGCGGCAGGCCGCGUGUUUGCGACAACAGAGUUCUUCAAUAUCAACGUCACGAAGAUUGAUGCGGCUGUGUUUGCGUUUCCUACCGCAGCUUGAGCAUGAGUGUAGAUGAUACUGUUAUUUGAAUGUCAGGCUCG
This is a messenger RNA of Baudoinia panamericana UAMH 10762, 512 nucleotides long. RefSeq lists its product as uncharacterized. The record is from RefSeq and is a predicted model, not a curated record. Bases 131 to 487 code for a protein of 118 amino acids. Lineage: Eukaryota; Fungi; Ascomycota; Dothideomycetes; Mycosphaerellales; Teratosphaeriaceae. The transcript has a single exon.